AGACCACACACACAAAUAUUCUUCCCGUGCAAGAAGAAGGAAUUCAGGGAGGGAAGCAAUCCAGCAAGGAAACCAGCAGAGUCCCGGGCCGGCCGGAUUCACUGCUCCAGAGUCCAGCCAGAGUUUGCGUUCCGGCCGGUAGGCAGAGGCCGCCUACUCCCCAACCAAACCGCUGCUACCGCUCCCCGCGGCCAUAAAUAACGGACCUCCCCUGCGCCCGCUCGCGCACGCCGUCCUCCUCCCUCCCUCCCUCCCUCCUUCCCGUCGCGCAUCAAUCAAUCAACACAACCAAUCUCGCCAUCGACUAGUCCGUCAAGCUUCGGGAGCCGACGCAAGAACCAGAUGGGCAUCCUGUCCCUCAUCACCGGCAAGCCGGGCGCCAGCGGGUUCGGGUCGGGCUCCACGGCGGAGCAGGUCACCGAGGGCAUCUGCGCCGCCGCCCUCACCGUCAUCGUCACAGGAGGAUCUAGUGGCAUUGGUUUUGAGACCUCGAGAGUCUUUGCCCUGAGAGGAGCCCAUGUCAUCAUCGCUGCGAGGAACACAGAGGCUGCAUCAGAGGCAAAGAAACGCAUCAUGAAGAUACACCCAGUAGCCCGCAUCGAUGUUCUGAAGCUUGACCUUAGCUCCCUCAAGUCUGUCAGGGCCUUCGCUGACCAGUUCAACUCCAUGAAUCUUCCUCUAAACAUCUUGAUAAAUAAUGCAGGUGUUAUGUUCUGUCCUUUCCAACUGUCUGAAGAUGAAGUUGAGAUGCAGUUUGCCACAAAUCAUCUUGGUCACUUCCUACUGACCAACCUUCUCCUUGAGAACAUGAAAACUACUGCUAAGUCUACCGGUAUUGAGGGUCGCAUUGUGAACUUGUCAUCAGUUGCCCACCUCCAUACAUAUCCAAAGGGGAUUCAGUUUGAUCAGCUCAAUGACAAGAAAACAUACAAUGAUAAAAUGGCCUAUGGACAAUCUAAGCUUGCAAACAUACUGCACGCAAAAGAGCUCUCUAGGCGGCUCAAGGAGGAAGGAGCUAACAUCACAGUUAAUUGCGUUCAUCCUGGAUUGAUCAUGACCAAUUUGAUGAGGCAUUCCUUUGCUCUCAUGAAGGUAAUUCAAGUCGUCACUUACGUGUUCUGGAAGAAUGUACCCCAGGGAGCAGCGACUACUUGUUACGUCGGGCUCAACCCUCAGCUGAAGGGGGUGACAGGCAAAUACUUUGCAGACUGCAACGAGGAGAGGACGAGCGCGCACGCGAAGAGCGACGCCUUGGCGAAGCAGCUCUGGGAAUUCAGCGAGGAGCUCAUCAGAUCCGCAAAAUAAGUGCUCGGAAAAGGCAUCUUUUGGGAUGCUGUCUGGUACAAAGGGUUGGGUAGUGUGUAGCAACAGUACAAGCAGUGGCUGCAAGUAGGAAGGAAGCCUGUCACUUGGUGAAGUGAACCAAUAUUGUUCACGAAUAAAUUUUAUUUUCGUGCUUGUUUGGUGUCGUGGCUAUGAUCGAAUUGUGUUCUUGUUAAUAUAUUUGUGUCCAGUAUAUUGUCUCGGUUUCGGAUUGGAUUAAUGAAUCUAGUUAAUCA
Hordeum vulgare subsp. vulgare (domesticated barley) is the source of this 1559-nucleotide messenger RNA. Its product is annotated as short-chain dehydrogenase TIC 32 B, chloroplastic-like. NCBI's taxonomy places the organism in Eukaryota, Viridiplantae, Streptophyta, Magnoliopsida, Poales, Poaceae. The transcript has 9 exons. The record is from RefSeq and is a predicted model, not a curated record. The coding region runs from base 343 to 1305 and encodes 320 amino acids.